AUGGCAAUACGUCUUUUCUUGACAGUAAUUUUUGUAAGCGUCAUUAAUUUCCUUCCAACCGCUCUACCAAAAACCAAAAACCCCCCAAAUCCCCAGCAGUGCAUUUUUGUUGCAAUUACAGACGAAUAUUAUGGACUCUACGUCGAUGACUUCAAACUCCCUGAAUCGCCCCCAAAAAACUUCCGCGGAAUCUGCGACGCCACCACCUUGUCAAAAUGGAGACCUUGCCCCUUCGAAAACGUUUACCCCGUUUGCUACCCCAGUACCGAGAAAAUCCAGCGAAAAUUCUGUGACCGUAGCACCAUCCCCUCCCAGAAACCUUGCAACUGUAGCGGCUUUCUAAAAUCCCGUUUGCUGGAGCCUCUUCCAGAUUUCCCGACAUGCUUUCUCGGUGAACCUUGCGUCAAGUGCAUCCCUGCGUCCCGUCGCACUGCAAGAACCGCCCCCACCAUAAAUAACUGCAGUCGGUGCAUGACAAAACAUCCGAAUGGUGGAGUUGGUUCUUUGGAUUUGAGACGGGUUAAACGAGCCGAGAUAACGCCACCGAUUCGGGGCCGAUUCCAGACUAUAAAACGGAGAAAAUUAUUGGGCUGCUACCAUUCUCGAGUCGGAUCCUACCCGCUCGGUCGGAAAUAUCGGCGCUAUGCGCCAGAGGAGGGGAGAAGUAGACGGUUUCGUGUUCGGGAACCAACCAACAGCGAAAUGAGGCUGGAACGAAAUUCGAACAUGGCUUUAACUAGAAUUUUAAGAAGAAUUUCUAGAUCUCAAAUAAUUGAAAAGAGACAAGAUAAAAACGAUGACGAUGACGACGACGACGACGACGUUGACAGUGCUGGUGAAGACAUAGCUAUAGAAGAAAUAGAAGACACCACUGAACUGGUAAUCUCCACUAGCGACACUCCUGAACCAGACGAACGCAGAAUGCAGCAACACAACGAAACCCCGAACUACAAUCUGACUGAAAAUUUCAGCGAAAAUGAGCAACCUAAAGCGUCGAAUAUCAGUCAUAAUCGUGGUUUUAGCAACAUUAACAGUCGCUCAGUGAUAAUCAUUUGUAGUGUGUUUGUUAUAAAUUUGUGGUUACGAAAAAUCUAGAACCGCGUUUUGUCUAAUGAGAAAAACCACUU
Messenger RNA from Zophobas morio, 1127 nucleotides. RefSeq lists its product as uncharacterized. The record is from RefSeq and is a predicted model, not a curated record. The transcript has 8 exons. NCBI's taxonomy places the organism in Eukaryota, Metazoa, Arthropoda, Insecta, Coleoptera, Tenebrionidae. Bases 1 to 1095 code for a protein of 364 amino acids.